Messenger RNA from Arabidopsis thaliana (thale cress), 1447 nucleotides. RefSeq names its product Papain family cysteine protease. Lineage: Eukaryota; Viridiplantae; Streptophyta; Magnoliopsida; Brassicales; Brassicaceae. The coding region runs from base 52 to 894 and encodes 280 amino acids. The record is from RefSeq and is marked reviewed. Gene Ontology annotation, biological process: proteolysis. The transcript is spliced from 3 exons. Gene Ontology annotation, cellular component: lytic vacuole. Gene Ontology annotation, molecular function: cysteine-type peptidase activity.
UAGGGACUCAGUAAGGCCACCUCAAAACAAGACCCAUCGAUAACAGCGAUCAUGGUGGCUAAAGCCUUAGCACAGCUGAUAACAUGCAUCAUCUUAUUCUGCCACGUUGUAGCUUCCGUAGAAGACCUCACCAUACGCCAAGUCACGGCCGACAAUCGGCGAAUUCGCCCGAAUCUUCUCGGGACUCACACAGAGAGUAAAUUCCGGCUUUUCAUGUCCGAUUACGGCAAGAACUACUCCACGAGGGAGGAGUACAUCCACCGCCUCGGAAUAUUUGCCAAAAACGUCCUUAAGGCCGCAGAGCACCAGAUGAUGGACCCCUCCGCCGUCCACGGAGUCACACAGUUCUCUGACCUCACGGAAGAGGAGUUCAAGCGGAUGUACACUGGAGUAGCCGAUGUUGGCGGCAGCCGUGGCGGUACGGUUGGAGCGGAGGCACCUAUGGUUGAGGUUGAUGGAUUGCCUGAAGAUUUUGACUGGAGGGAGAAGGGUGGAGUUACUGAGGUUAAGAAUCAAGGUGCAUGUGGAUCGUGCUGGGCUUUUAGCACAACGGGAGCAGCUGAAGGAGCCCAUUUCGUCUCCACCGGGAAGCUCCUCAGUCUUAGCGAACAACAACUUGUCGAUUGUGAUCAAGCGUGCGAUCCAAAGGACAAGAAAGCAUGCGACAAUGGAUGUGGCGGGGGACUGAUGACAAAUGCCUACGAGUAUUUGAUGGAGGCAGGAGGAUUAGAAGAAGAAAGAUCAUAUCCUUACACUGGUAAACGAGGCCAUUGCAAGUUUGAUCCUGAGAAGGUUGCGGUAAGAGUACUGAACUUCACGACUAUACCACUGGAUGAGAACCAAAUCGCAGCAAACUUAGUUCGGCAUGGUCCCUUAGCAGGUGAUAUAUAUUAGCUAAUGUAUAUGUGCAACUAUAAAACAGAUUUGAAGUCCGAGUCUUUAGAUAGUUUUCUUGACACGCUUUGUUGUUGUGUUCCACAGUGGGAUUAAACGCCGUGUUCAUGCAAACAUAUAUAGGAGGAGUGUCAUGUCCGCUUAUAUGCAGCAAGCGAAACGUUAACCACGGAGUACUUCUUGUUGGGUACGGAUCAAAAGGGUUUUCGAUCUUGCGGCUUAGUAAUAAACCUUAUUGGAUUAUCAAAAACUCGUGGGGGAAAAAGUGGGGAGAGAAUGGAUACUACAAGCUGUGUCGUGGGCACGAUAUAUGUGGGAUUAACUCGAUGGUAUCUGCAGUAGCCACCCAAGUUUCCUCGUAGAUGGGUCUUGUCUUUCCUCUGCUCUCUUGUUUUCUAAUCUAGGGUUUGAUCAUGUUUUAGGAGUGGAGUUUGGGGUUUGAAUAUUGGGUUGUUUCUUUCCGUGACCGUUCUUGUAGUAAAAGUGGGUGAUUAUUUCCGUUUUAAUUUUUUCUUAGUCAGACGUAAUCGACUAUGAAACGACCACAUUCCAC